GUAAAGUUAAGAACGUGCCUUGGAAAAGCAUCAUGACGUCUACAGCCGUUUGGGCCAUCAUUAUGGCGCAUACAUUUAUUAACUGGACUAUUUUUUCUUUCCAAGUGAUUCUGCCAUUGUAUAUGAAAGAAGCGUUAAGUAUCGAUUCGAAAUCAAAUGGUUUAAUGUCUUCAGCUCCGUUUAUUGGACAAAUGAUUGCUAUACCAUUUUGUGGAAGAUUUGCAGACUUCUUGCGUUCAAAGAAUUAUCUUUCAACACGAUCCAUCCGAGUUCUUUUCCAGUCAGUUUCUUACAUUGGUUCAGCGUCUCUGAUUAUCGUGAUCGGAUUCCUUGAUUGCAACCAAACGACAUUGGCCGGAAUUCUUUUCUUUAUUACUGGGAUGAUUCUAACAUUUUAUGUAGGGGGUUUCAUUGUCAAUCAUGUUGACAUUGCUCCUAAAUACGCUGGUAUAUUGUACGGAAUUACCAAUACU
Octopus bimaculoides (California two-spot octopus) is the source of this 473-nucleotide messenger RNA. RefSeq names its product sialin-like. Lineage: Eukaryota; Metazoa; Mollusca; Cephalopoda; Octopoda; Octopodidae. The record is from RefSeq and is a predicted model, not a curated record.